AGGAUUCAGCCACAAAAUGGCUGAAGCCAAGGAAAGUGUGAGCCGUGUGGCUCAAAUAAAUGUGAAUAAACAAUGACGUUGGUCACGUUUGCAAACAUUUGUGAGGACGCGCGUUUAUUCGAAAUCACUACGUUAUAUUUAGCAGACUGUCCGGUGUGAAAGAUCUCCGUGCCGAGGAUGACGUCCAUCAUCAAGUUUACAGCUGUGUCCGGGGUGCAGGAGGAAUCUGCCCUCUGCUACCUGUUACAGGUGGAUGAGUUUCGCUUCCUGCUGGACUGUGGUUGGGACGAGAGCUUCUCCAUGGACAUCAUCGAUGCUAUGAAAAGAUAUGUCCAUCAGGUCGAUGCGGUGCUCCUGUCGCACCCAGAUCCACUUCAUCUCGGUGCUUUGCCCUACGCUGUUGGCAAGCUGGGUCUCAAUUGCGCCAUAUAUGCCACCAUCCCCGUGUACAAGAUGGGCCAGAUGUUCAUGUACGACCUCUAUCAGUCACGUCACAACACUGAGAACUUCGGCUUGUUCACGCUGGAUGAUGUGGAUUCCGCUUUUGACAAGAUCCAGCAGUUAAAAUACUCGCAGAUUGUAAAUCUGAAAGGUAAAGGACAUGGUUUGUCCAUCACUCCUCUUCCUGCGGGACAUAUGCUCGGUGGGACCAUUUGGAAGAUCGUAAAGGAUGGAGAAGAGGAGAUUAUUUAUGCUGUAGAUUUUAACCACAAAAGAGAAAUUCACCUGAAUGGUUGUUCUCUUGAGGCAGUCAGUCGUCCCUCUCUGCUCAUCACCGAUUCGUUCAAUGCCACAUACAUUCAGCCUCGCAGGAAACAGCGUGACGAGCAGCUCCUGACCAACAUCAUGGAAACGCUGCGUAAUGACGGCAAUGUGCUGAUCGCAGUAGACACUGCAGGCCGUGUGCUGGAGCUUGCUCAGCUGCUGGAUCAGAUCUGGAGAACGAAGGACGCAGGAUUGGGCGUCUACUCUCUUGCCUUACUCAACAAUGUCAGCUACAAUGUGGUGGAGUUCUCCAAGUCUCAGGUGGAAUGGAUGAGUGACAAGCUGAUGCGAUGCUUCGAGGACAAGCGUAACAACCCGUUCCAAUUCCGCCACCUGUCUUUGUGCCACAGUUUAGCAGAUUUGGCGCGAGUGCCGAGUCCCAAAGUGGUGCUGUGCAGCCAACCUGAUCUGGAGUCUGGGUUCUCACGUGAGCUUUUCAUCCAGUGGUGCCAGGACUCGAAAAACUCCAUCAUCCUAACGUACCGCACUACACCGGGCACACUGGCACGCUACCUGAUAGACCAUCCUGGAGAGAAGCUGAUAGAUUUAGAGAUAAGAAAAAGGAUCAAGUUGGAAGGCAAAGAGCUAGAGGAGUAUUUGGAGAAGGAAAAAAUCAAGAAAGAAACCGCUAAAAAACUGGAGCAAGCGAAAGAGGUGGACGUUGACUCCAGCGAUGAGAGUGACAUGGACGAUGAUCUGGAGCAGCCUGCCGCAGUGAAGACCAAACAUCAUGAUCUGAUGAUGAAGGGUGAAGGAGGACGGAAGGGAAGCUUUUUCAAACAGGCUAAGAAGUCGUACCCGAUGUUCCCUUCUCAUGAGGAGAGGAUUAAGUGGGAUGAGUACGGAGAGAUCAUAAGAUCUGAGGAGUUCCUUGUUCCUGAGUUGCAGGCCACAGAGGAGGAGAAGAGCAAGCUGGAGUCAGGCUUGGCUAACGGAGAUGAGCCCAUGGAGCAGGACCUUUCUGACGUUCCUACUAAGUGCAUAAGUAUCAAAGAGACCCUAGAAAUCAGAUCUCGGGUCACUUACAUAGACUAUGAGGGCCGUUCAGAUGGUGACUCCAUUAAGAAGAUUAUAAACCAGAUGAAGCCUCGGCAGCUGGUUAUUGUUCACGGACCUCCAGAAUCUAGUCAGGACUUGGCCGAGUCCUGCAAAGCCUUCAGUGGUAAAGAUAUCAAAGUGUAUACACCCAAACUGCAGGAGACUGUGGACGCCACCAGCGAAACACACAUUUACCAGGUGAGGCUGAAGGACUCUUUAGUCAGCUCUCUGCAGUUCUGCAAGGCCAAAGACACAGAACUGGCAUGGAUUGAUGGUGUGCUCGACAUGCGCGUAGUCAAGGUGGACACGGGUGUGCUGCCGGAGGACGGAGACCCCAGGGACGACACGGAGAACGGAGAGAUCACCAUGGAUGUCACCUCCGACCUCAUGACUGAGCCCAGCACCGUGGCAACGCAGCGAGCCAUGAAGACACUGUUCGGAGAGGACGUGAAGGAGAUCUCCGAAGAGAGUGACGUCAUUCCUACGUUGGAGCCGCUGCCCGUGACUGAGGCUCCAGGUCACCAGGCUGUGUUCAUUAACGAGCCAAGGCUUUCUGACUUCAAGCAGGUUCUGCUGCGUGAGGGAAUCCAGGCCGAGUUUGUGGGCGGAGUGCUUGUCUGUAAUAACAUGGUGGCUGUGCGCAGGACGGAAGCAGGCCGGAUCGGGCUGGAGGGCUGCAUGUGCGAGGAUUACUUCAGAAUUCGGGAGCUGCUGUAUCAGCAGUAUGCCGUGGUGUAACGUCCCUCCUCAGCUCUGAUCUGCCCUACUGGGACCAUCAUGUCCUAAUUCUUUAUUUUUGUAGUUUUAUUUUCGCCUUUAUUUUUUUUGUUUACCUGCUCUGUGUGACUAAUGAUCUUACUGAAUAAAUCUCAGUAUGAGA
This is a messenger RNA of Silurus meridionalis, 2683 nucleotides long. It is a transcript of the gene cpsf2, whose product is annotated as cleavage and polyadenylation specific factor 2. NCBI's taxonomy places the organism in Eukaryota, Metazoa, Chordata, Actinopteri, Siluriformes, Siluridae. Gene Ontology annotation, molecular function: RNA binding. The record is from RefSeq and is a predicted model, not a curated record. Gene Ontology annotation, biological process: mRNA 3'-end processing by stem-loop binding and cleavage. Gene Ontology annotation, cellular component: mRNA cleavage and polyadenylation specificity factor complex. The transcript has 15 exons. Bases 178 to 2541 code for a protein of 787 amino acids.